AACUUGCGGACGACCUUGCCUGGUGACGUAACUUUAAGAAAGCCAAUCAGAUUAAACCGAGAAAAGGUACCGCCUCGUGUAAACCAAAAGCAGGCCGAGGGAGGGGUGUUUUUAAAUAGUGCGCAUUUUAAAUCGCCGUCAUUUUAACAGAUCGUACAGUAAACGUAAUUCAGCGUAUGUGACGCGUUAUGGUGGUACGGACUACUAUCAUAUGAUACUUGACUGUUUAUUCUAGGAGGAAGGAUUUGACGUUGGAUUUGUUCCCCCCCUGUUCUCGUCUCCAGUGAAGGAGACUGUCUCUCGCAUUAGCGCCUUUCUUCUGCUGCAGUAUGAACGUGGACGAGCGUGGACGCUUACGAAAUGCUCUUGUGUAACGUUACGUGCAUUUCGGUUAAAGUCUUUCGCGCUUUUGGAGAUUUUGAAAACGACGUGAAUUACGUGGAAUACUAAACAAUGUCGUCGGCUUGAAGUUUGUUUGUGGAUAGAAAAAAACUUGUUCGUGAUUAAAAGAUCCACGAAAUAAAGGGUAGGAAUGGCUAAUGCUGUAAGCUGAACCUCAUAAUCACAGACUCUUGGACCGGGGUUGUCCCACGGUCCCCGAUCAUCGGGUUAAGGGACCAUGGGAGAUGUAGGAGUCAAUGCAGUGGGAGAAGGGUUCAAACAGUCCCAUGCGCUGUUUGAUCGCUUCGUCCAAGCCACCACCUGCAAAGGCACUCUCAAGGCUUUUCAAGAGCUUUGUGACUUCCUGCAACUCAAGCCCAAUGAACACUGUGUGUUCUACCACAAACUCAAGUCCAAGCUCAACUACUGGAAAGCCAAAGCCCUCUGGGCCAAAUUAGACAAGCGCGCCAACCACAAGGAAUACAAAAAAGGAAGGGCCUGUGCCAAUACUAAGUGUCUGCUCAUUGGAGCCGGACCAUGUGGUUUACGUACAGCUAUAGAGUUGGCAUUCUUGGGAGCCAAGGUGGUUUUGCUGGAGAAGAGGGAUGCUUUCUCUCGAAACAAUGUGCUCCAUCUUUGGCCUUUCACUAUUCAGGAUCUGAGAGGUCUCGGAGCAAAGAAGUUCUAUGGCAAAUUUUGCGCUGGAGCCAUUGACCAUAUCAGUAUUCGACAGUUGCAACUGAUGUUGUUGAAGGUCGCUCUUCUGCUCGGCAUUGAAAUUCACGUCAAUGUGGAAUUCAAAGGCCUUGUUGAGCCACCAGAAGACCAAGAGAAUGAGAGAAUUGGGUGGAGAGCCGAAGUCCACCCCAGAACACAUCCAGUCAAUGAGCUGGAGUUCGAUGUUAUCAUUGGGGCUGAUGGGAGGAGAAACACCCUGUCAGGGUUCAGAAGGAAAGAGUUCAGGGGAAAACUGGCUAUCGCUAUCACAGCAAACUUCAUUAACCGCAACACGACUGCAGAAGCAAAGGUGGAAGAGAUCAGUGGAGUCGCCUUUAUUUUCAACCAAAAGUUCUUUCAGGACCUCAGAGAAGCUACAGGAAUUGACCUGGAAAACAUUGUGUAUUAUAAGGAUGACACGCACUACUUUGUCAUGACUGCCAAAAAGCAGAGUCUGCUGGAGAAGGGCGUCAUUCUGCACGACUAUGCCGACACAGAAAUGUUGCUUUCUAGAGUGAAUGUUGACCAGAAGGCUCUGCUAUCCUAUGCCAGAGAGGCUGCCGACUUCUCCACCAAUCAGCAGCUUCCUACGCUAGACUUUGCCAUCAACCACUACGGUCAACCUGACGUUGCAAUGUUUGACUUCACCUGUAUGUACGCCUCAGAAAACGCUGCAUUAGUCCGCCAGCGCCACGGUCAUAAGCUGCUAGUAGCCCUUGUGGGGGAUAGUCUUCUAGAGCCUUUCUGGCCAAUGGGCACUGGAAUAGCAAGAGGUUUUUUGGCCGGCAUUGAUUCAGCGUGGAUGGUGCGGAGUUGGGCUCAGGGAAAAUCUCCUCUAGAGGUUUUAGCAGAACGGGAAAGUAUCUAUCGACUGCUGCCUCAAACAACACCAGAGAAUGUGAGUAAGAACUUCAGUCAUUACAGCGUCGAUCCAUCUACAAGGUACCCAAACAUCAGCCUUCACCAAGUGAGACCCAACCAGGUAACACAUCUGAUAGAUACUGGAGAGACCAAAGAUUUGCGAGUCGAUUUGGAGAAUGUGGUCAACUCCUCGAACUCUAAGCUCACAAGAAAUGAACUUCUCCUUGAGAAGCAAUUCCAAGAAUCCGUUGUGCGCUCCAGUAAGCUGCUGAACUGGUGUCAGAGGCAAACGGAGGGCUACCGUGGUGUCAGCGUGUCUGAUCUCACCACGUCCUGGAAGAGUGGCUUGGCCCUGUGUGCGGUCAUCCACCGGUACAGACCAGACCUCAUUGACUUUGAGUCUCUGGAGGAGAGGGACGUGGAGAAAAACAACCAGUUGGCUUUUGACGUGGCUGAGAAGGAGUUUGGGAUAUCUCCCAUCAUGGCUGGGAAGGAGAUGUCCGUUGUGCUGGAGCCUGACAAGCUCUCCAUGGUGAUGUACCUCAGCCAGUUCUACGAGAUGUUCAAGGACACUGUGCCACCUGGUGAAAACCACAAUUUAAGCCCAGAGGAGAAGGCUGCGUUGAUUGCCAGCACUAAAUCGCCCAUCUCGUUCUUCAGUAAACUGGGUCAAAGCAUCGCCAUCUCCCGCAAAAGAAAUCCCAAGGACAAAAAAGAAAAAGAACUGGAUGGAAAAAGAAGAAAGACCAGUAUAGCAGGACAGUCAGAAGAUGAGGAGCUGCAGAGGGUUAAUCGAGACGACAGACCGUCUUUAGCCAAGGCUCUGGUCGAUCGUAAAAUCGACUCCGCCGCAGCAGCGAACAACAAUAACAAAGUGAAGUCGAUGGCCACGCAGCUUUUAGCGAAGUUUGAGGAGAACGCUCCGGCACAGUCUACAGGACUCAAGAGACAGGGGCACUCAAUGCCCAACCUGGGGCUGCUGAUGGGCCCCUCUUUGGCCCCACCCACUUUCAGAGAGUCAGCACGGCUCACUCCGGUCCCGGAAUGGAGGAAGAGGCGCACACAGUUACAGGAGCAGAUGAGUUUUCGUUAUAAGGAGAAACUGAAGCAUCAGACUCUGCCCAUGAGACAAGAGCAGGCCAGCAGCGGUACUGAGGUCUGGAGGAGCUGCCCUAAGAAAACCAUUUUCCUCUCUUCUUCCUCACCUUCAUCUUCCUCCUCAUUCUCUUCAUCGUUUCUUCCACACACACAGGAACACAGUCUGCCUAAUGUGGAUGAUUUAGAGCCUUUUUACAUCCCUAGUGUUCAUGAGAGAGCUGAGACGCUAGCUUCUAGAUUUAAAGGAAAAUCUGCAAGGAAGAAGAAGCCUCAGGUUAUGAAAAAGCCAUCACGGUUCUUUAUUGAGCAGUGGCUUUUGACCCAAGGUCUGAGUCCUGAGCAGCCUCUCCUUCCCUCUGACCCUGAGCAUCAGCAGAGGGAAGUUUUGCGUUCUGAUGAUCAUGUGCCUUUACACAUCCCCAGUAUUCAGGAAAGAGCAGAGAGGUUAGCCUCACAGUUUAAAGACAAGCCAACCCAGCCCAAGUCAAAGAAACCGACGUCACACUUCUUCACAGAGCAGUGGUACAGAGCAUGUGACGCAAACUCUGAUACCCCCCUUUACUCCCCUGGAUCUUUCCGGCAGAAGUAUGUAAAGAUGUACACAGGGGGUGUGAGCUCAAUGGCAGAGCAAAUAGCCAAUCAGCUUCAGCCCCAGGACCACCCCAGGCCCCCUCUUGAGAAAGUGGAUUUGGGCUCUUUGCGGAAGGAGUUUCCUCAGAACAUCGGCGGCAGUGACGUGUGUUUCUUCUGUCGGAAGCGGGUCUACGUCAUGGAACGCCUCAGCGCAGAGGGAAAGUUUUUUCAUCGCAGCUGCUUCAAGUGUGACUACUGUGGCACCACCCUCCGCCUGUCCUCAUACGCCUUCGAUGUUGAGGAUGGGAAGUUUUAUUGCAAACCGCAUUAUUGCUACCGACUGUCUGGUCUGGCGCAGAGGAAACGGCCUGCACCUGCCCCAGCUCCUGCAAACCCUAAGGAGCCCCAGAUGUUAGCAGUAACACCCCACACAUUGGACGCCCCAGGCCAAACCAUAAGUUCUCAGACCCCUGUGGAACGCCGGCCCUCAGUGUCAGAGGUGAACGGAGUGACGGAGCCCAGUGUGGCCAAGCGGCUUAAAGGGACUCCAGAGAGAAUAGAGCUUGAGAACUACCGCCUCUCCAUGAUGAGAGAAGAGGAGCUAGAGGAGGUACCAGAGGAGACGCUGGCGGAGCACAACCUCAGCAGUGUGCUGGACAAACCCGCAGAUGUGGAUGAGGGAUCCAGCAGCUCAGAGUCCGAUAUGGAGGAAGAGGAUGAAGAGCAGGAAGCGGCUGGUCCAUCUGAUCUGGGUGGAGUUCCCUGGAAAGAGGCGGUGGAGCUCCACGCUAAACUUAAAGGAGAAAGCGACCCUGGUGCUUCUGAAGACGACAAUGAUGAUGGAGAGAUGGAGGAUGACGAGGAAGAUUAUGAAGAGGAGGAGGAGUCAAGUGAAGAGGGAGAUUAUUUGCCCUGGCAGUGUGAGCUUCAGUUAGGUCUUUGGCUGGAGAAUCUGGCACAUGAAGAGGAUACGGGUGUGUUUAAAGCUAGGAACCUGCAUAUCCAGCAAGCCAUACAGCCAGUGGACCCACUUGACAUCCAGAUGGACAACCACUGGACAUCCAAUCAGACUGAAGGGGUGAAAGAAGGCACCUCAGUGUCACAUGUAGGCUCACAGCCUUCGCUGAACACCCUGAUCACGCAACCCACCUCCUCCACAGCCCCCUCCCACAAGUCUGUGCGCCAUGAGGCUGUCAGAGCCUGGUUGGACUCAAUGACUGGAGAGCCCUGUGAAGAGGAAGAUGAGCCUGAAGCUGAAGCAGGCAGUCCUGACUUUGAACCCGGUACUGAACUAGAUCAAGACGACAUUCCCUCGGACGCUGAGGCUGAAGCUCGCUCACAUUGCAUAGAUGAAAGUGUGACUCUUCCAAAGGAAAAUGGCAAACCAGAGAACCAGGAACAUGUUUCCAACACUGAGAAAACAUCUACAGGUCCAAGGGAACUGAUUGUUGAUGUUAUAAUGUCUCCAAUCCAAAAACCUGAUUUACCCAUCGAUGAGAUGAAUGAGAUUUCUCCUGUAAUAUUGAUGAAAUCUCCAGGUACACGAUUCUUCACUGAGCCCUACCUUCCCGAAGUCGCCGAACCAAACAAAACCUUACCACAGACUCCUAAUGAUAAAAGUCCCACUUCUCCCGUUGAUCAAGAUCUUACGGCAGCCCCCAUAUGCACACAACCUGGUCCGCAUCCAGAAACCGUGUCUUCCAAAUCUCCGAUGCAGCCUCAGCCUUGUGCCUGUUCUCCAACAGGUAACCCUUUAUCUCCAAUCUGUGCCCAGUCACAACCCUGCCACGAACCACCAUCACCCAUCUCCACAAGCUCUCCGGUCAGGACCCAACCGGUCACAGCCGUCACGUCCACUCCUAUGGCUAAAACCUCUUUUGAGAAGAGAACCAAUGAAACUAUAAAAGCACCAGAGGAAACACCUGUCAAGCAAACAGACCUCAUUGAAGAGUUCUGGUUGAAGAGUGCAGAGAUUCGAAAGAGUUUAGGACUCACGCCUAUAGAAAGAAGCAAAACCACGGCAGAAAAGAGCAUCGUGAAAACGCCGACCCUUGAAUCUUUAUCGUCUCCCAGGUCUUAUACACCGGAGGAAUUGUCUGAAGAGCAGAAGCUUGCCUUCACGGGACGUUCUGUCAUUCGCAGGAUCAACAUUACUUUGGAGGGACAGGUUAUAUCCCCUGUGGAACCAAAGAGUAAUGGUUCUGAAAAGAAAGAUUUGAGCAGCAGUUCAGGGUUGGGUCUAAACGGUAGCGUGAGUACUAGUCAGACAGCAGCUAGCGACAGCUACAACAACUCUGACUCCACCAUGCUCACCCCUCCAUCCAGCCCUCCUCCACCACCACCCAACGAAGAACCUGCCACUUUCCAAAACAAGAAGGCUCAAGUUUCCUGGGACAAUCUUCUCGAAAGCACAGAUGAGCCCAAAACUGACACUACACCACCUAAACUCAAAACCCCCGAAAGUCCGCUUCGACCAAAACCAGUCCCAGUCCCGGCUCCUAGAACUAACCCACCUGUUGUGAUGAGGAUAAAAGAUCCAAACAAACCACGCCGGCAAGAGGCACGGAAGUCUUUCGCGGAGUGUGUAGAAGAAAUACCGUUUGCUGACGAUGUCGAAGAUGCGUUCGAUGACCGAACCCCUGACACAAGCACUCUGGAAAAGUUUUACACCCCACCAACCAGUAGGGCAAGCAGGGAAAAGCCACCUUUGCACCUGGCGCUGGCAAUGGAAAACGGCAAACCCAACAUUCCUGGAUCCCGAAAGGGAUCUCAGGAAUUCUCGUCCGAAGCCAAGGAGAUAGCAGAAAAGCGAUUGAGGGCUCGCGAAAACUCUGUUAAGAGCAAAGCUCUGAAAGACGCAAUGGCAAUGCAGCUCACCAAAAUGAAAGAUGCAGAGCCUUCCAAAGGAGCGGUGGCAAAAGCAGCUUGGAACGUUACGGAGACAACUGGGAAGCGCAAAAAGCAAUCGGACUUCCCCAAGGACUCUGCUGUAAAGGCCUUGGAGUCCAAAAAGCAAGCAGAGCCAUUCUCCGAUCGGUACUUCACCCCACCGGUCAAUAAAACCUUGGACAGUUCUGUCACAUCUUCAGAGAGUUCCACGGGUGGUAAGAGCAAAAAGCGCAGCUCGCUGUUUUCUCCACGCAAGAACAAAAAGGAAAAGAAAGCCAAAAGCGAAAGUAGACUCUCUGGUGCUGAGGAGACGCCACCCAAACACAAGUCCCUGUGGAAGACUGUGUUCUCCGGCUACAAGAAAGACAAAAAGAAGAAAGACAACAAGUCGUGUCCGAGCACACCCUCAAGCUCUACAACUGUAGAUUCUGGAAAGAAGAAAGAUUCGCCCCUGGAUAAGUCCUCAGAUUCACAUUUGAGAAGAAAUCUCAGCUUUUCCGAGGACUCUGAUCUCUCCUGCGACGAUGUUCUGGAGAGAUCCUCUCAGAAGUCGAAGGGUGAUCGGCGCAUGGACCUUUUUGACUUGGUGUCAGAUUUGAAUAAAGAUGCAAUGAAAGAGAAAGAAAAUAACAAAGCUAGGGCAAAGGAAAGAGUUUCAGAGAAUGGAAAUAAGAAAGUAAGCGCAAGAAGAGUAAAGGAAAGAGUGAAGGAUGAAGGGCAGAAGAAAGUUAAAGAUGAUGAGUCUGUUUAUGUACCUCAUGCAUUGGCGUUCAAGAGAUCGUAUGCCACAAAGAAAACCUACACAGAGGAAGAACUUAAUGCUAAACUGACGAGAAAGGUCCAGAAAGCGGCACGCCGACAAGCUAAGCAAGAGGAGCUCAAGAGACUCCACAGAGCUCAGAUCAUUCAGAGGCAGCUGGAGCAGGUGGAGGAGAAACAGAGGCAGUUGGAGGAGAGGGGUGUCGCUGUGGAAAAGGCACUGCGGGGGGAAGCAGGGUUGUAUAAAGGUUCUAGUGUUAGUCCAAAACAGCAUAAGAGACGCUCAGACUAUUGGGGAGAGUCUAAUUACAGUGAGAUCCUGGAUUUGCAUCUGGGCGUUGAGCCCUAUGUCAGGACCCCUCGCCGAAGAGCCCUGUACCUCUGCCCCUGCUGUGCCCCUGAAGGAAUGGGAAAAAAGGACGAUCCAAAACUGAUGCAGGAAUGGUUUAAGCUGGUCCAGGAGAAGAACGCCUUAGUGCGAUACGAAUCGGAACUGAUGAUAUUUGCUCGUGAGCUGGAGUUGGAGGACAGACAGAGCCGACUUCAACAGGAACUGCGAGAGCGCAUGGCAGUAGAGGACCAUCUGAAGGCCGAGGAGGAGCUGGCAGAAGAAAAGCGGAUUUUGAAUGAAAUGCUGGAAGUAGUAGAGCAAAGAGAUUCUCUGGUGGCCCUACUGGAGGAGCAGAGACUCCAAGAGAAGGAAGAGGAUAAAGAUCUGGAGUCAGUGAUGCUCUCCAAGGGAUUCAACCUCAACUGGGCUUAACAUAACAGAGCAAUUUCUUUUAUUGCCAACCGUUCCCAAUUUCAGUAAUGUUGGCAGAACGAAUCCGUUUCGCCUCUCCCCUCGUUUUAUUGGGCCAUAUCAGCUACGUUUACAAAUCCACUCAUGAGCACAUUCAACGAUGUUUACGAUGUUCUCCUGGCACGACUCGGGGCUGACCAGCGUUUCGUCUCUUGGCAGACCAUAGCAUUCAUCAAAACGAUCUCUUCCUUUGGAAUGGGAGAAUACAUCAGUUGGAGUUUAUUUGUUUUGAUCCAAUGCUUUUGGUCGAAAGGGACAAAUCAAUCCUGCUGAUGUUGAGGAUGUCUGAGACUAAUGACGUAAAAUGAAAACAAAAGCCAGUCUUGCAUUUCGGCGAAUGUCUGGUCAUUCAACUGUUACACUUUGAGUGAAGAGAGAGCUUUUCUACCUACUUACUGAGAGACGGCUAAUGGAGAAGCUGUUCUCCCCUCCAAUCACACUCCCUUUCAACACAACACGUUAUGACCAUCAGCGACUUUCACGCAACUGACAGAUGAAGUGUUUAUAAGUUUCGGAUCACAGAAUAAGCAGCUGAUGGACUUUUUCAGACUUCAGCAGAAUCUUGUGUUUGUAGCAUUGACAAGGGUAGAAUGUUAUUUCCCAGCUGAUAUUAGAGAUACCGAUGUAAGCUGGGAGCAAAACAUGUUACACACAUUGUUAUGAGUGCUUGCAAGAGCUCAGGCUCAAUCUUUAUAGACUCUUUCAUUAUAUCCUAAAAACAGUUUACAAUCAUUUAAUUCAUGAAUAUCUGAUACUAUAAGUAUAUUAUAAGUAACAUAACACAGUAUAUAUUUACAUCACUGUAAAUUGUUAAUGGGAAAAUAUAUUCACACUACACAUUGAUUACAAUCAAAUGCAUUAUGCAUUGUGUUGGUCAGGGUAUCAAGAACAUUUAAGGCACCCACAGCUUAUGUGGAUAGUUCAUGUACAUGGUGCCCAUUUUCACGUUUGAAUGGUUUGGUUUUGCAUCCUUCCAUUUCCUCCAGCUUUCGAGCAACAUGCCUUUUUCACGCAAAUGCUCUUCACAUCCGCAGAGUUUACUUAUGUUUGCAGAGUUUGUUGUUAAUUUAUAAUCGUGUUUGUUUGUACGAUGAUUUUACAUCACACACAUGCAACUGACAUUUUAUCAGCGGGGGUGAUAACUCUUGUAAUGUAGUUUUGAGUUGGUGUCAUGGAACUGGAAACAUCGAUGAUGCAUAUGAACGUAUGUUUGCCUUUUUGUACAUUUCAUUUUAGUGACUAUUAGAUGUGUAUAUAGAUGGGCACGGUUAUGUUCUUUUAUUGGUUUAUUUCUCCUUGUAAGUAGAGAUAACUGUGAAUGAAAACAUACACAUGGUCAACGCUAGUUGUUUAGACUGUAAAAUGUUUGACAGAUUUUAUGGUAUUUAUUAACAUGUGUGAAAAUGUAUUAUAUGUAAAGUAAAUGAAUCCUAAUUUUUAAGAAAUAUGUUGUCAGCUCUUGAAAAUGCUUCUUGUUGCUAAUUUGCAUAUAGGGUGUUGGAUGUGCGGAGGCAAUAAAACAAUGCAGUUGUUACA
Messenger RNA from Triplophysa dalaica, 9616 nucleotides. It is a transcript of the gene mical3a, whose product is annotated as microtubule associated monooxygenase, calponin and LIM domain containing 3a. Bases 620 to 8041 code for a protein of 2473 amino acids. The transcript is spliced from 48 exons. The record is from RefSeq and is a predicted model, not a curated record. Gene Ontology annotation, molecular function: protein binding. NCBI's taxonomy places the organism in Eukaryota, Metazoa, Chordata, Actinopteri, Cypriniformes, Nemacheilidae.